GAGAGGACUGAGCAGGUCUCUCGUUAUUUGCAAGUUGCAACGAAUCGAGAGGUCAAUAAAAUCUGCUAUCAGCCGGAGGAGAGUCGCCCCCAGGGCCAGGGACCCCGUUUCCGUCUACCGCCCACCGGUUUCCGGCCAGACAGUGAGCGGAGCUGAAUUUUUUUCACGGUUGCAGCAUCAAGAGAACGUAUAAUUUGAACCAACAGGGUCAAUUAGGAUCUAGGAGUUUCCCGUCUCCGUAAUUUCUUCCUCCUCGCAUUUCGCUCCUCCGGCGACAAUGGACAACGAAGUGGAUCCGUUUCCAGGUCACAAGCGCUGCGGUUACCUCUGCGCUGUCCUCGUCGCUCCCUCGCCGGCGGAUCCCCUUGCGUUUCUCUCUCCCUGCCGCCUUUUCGCCGACGGCAAUCGCGUCGGUUUCGUGACUGAGCAGCACAACGUUUUUCUGUCAACGGUCUCAGAUUCCAGAAUUGAGCCGCAAGUAACUACUUCAGGUGCAGGGGCGGUUGAGGAGACAGAAAUUGGAUCCAAAGGCGGGGUUACGAGGCGGAAUGAGAGUUCGGGAAGGAGGAAGGGCGGCGGCAAAAGUAGCCGCAAUGUGUCAGGGAAGAAGAGGAAGGUAGUUAGAGGGAUCGGAAUGGUGAAUGGAAGCUUGAGCGUUGUGCAUCAAAUUCAUGCUCUUGUGACUCACAAGUGUAUAAAGACUCAGGCGCGGGUAUUGCAGUCCGAAGUGCGGGAGAUUGGCGGCGAGGAGAGGUUGGUGGUGCUGGUGGACGUGUAUCUGCCGUCUGAGGUGUGGUCCGGGUGGCAGUUCCCCAAGUCUGGGCCGAUAGCCGGUGCUCUCUUCCGGCACUUGAGCUCUGAUUGGACGAAGAGAAGUUGGAUGCUUGCCAAUCGAGGAGCAUUAUCUGAAGAUAAUGGUAUUUGGAAUGUCUCUCCUUGUCAUGUUCUUGACUGCAAAGUACACUGCGACAUCUCUGAUUCUCUUAAGAAGAAGAAGUUUAAACUGCAUGAAAUCUUUGCUAGUUUGCCUAGUUUGGGAGGCAGGGAAAACUAUGGUUCUUUGAGUCUGAAACCAGCAGCUGAUUGUCAUGAUUCUGGUAUUUGGGAUGUUGCUGAAGAUGUAUUGAUAAACAUUUUAUCACUUCUUGGUCCAUUGGAUCUUGUCAGAGUCGCUGCUACUUGUCAUCGAUUGAGAUCAUUGGUCGUAUCUAUCAUGCCGUGCAUGAAACUUAAAUUAUUUCCUCACCAGCGUGCUGCUGUUGAGUGGAUGUUGGAGAGGGAGCUGAAUGGCAGAGUAUCCCCACAUCCUUUUUUCAUGAAAUUUUCAACUGAAGACGGGUUUACAUUUUGUGUAAACACUGUCUCUGGUGAAUUAGUGUUAGGGGAGGCUCCCACUGUAAGGGACUUCCGUGGGGGUAUGUUCUGCGAUGAACCUGGCUUGGGAAAGACCAUAACUGCUCUUUCACUUAUUCUUAAGACACAAGGAAAAAUGGCAGACCCGCCAAAUGGAGUGCAAAUCACGUGGUGUACACAUAAUGAUGAUCAGAGUUGUGGCUACUAUGAGCUUACUGGUAACAACCUUGCUUCUAUGAGUACACCAUCUGGGAAAAGUCUUGCGAGCCAGAGUGCUCGCAGGGGUCAAUUAUCUUUGGAUGAGGUCACUCCUAUUAGUGAUGUGUCUUAUCCCCCCAAUAAAAGAAGAAGAUUAUUUGAUACUGUUGAAACACUAUCAACAAUAUCUCCCAUGUCCGGAAUCAUUGGGCAGCCUUCUAGAUGCACCAGAAGCAUGAGUUCCGCAAAGAAAAAUCUGUUAUUUGCUUAUGGGGAAGGAUCCGGUGUUUCUUCCACAACGAAGGCAGAUAAAUCGAAGAAGAGGAAGCAUGCAAGUAACUCGCUUGUGAGCGGUGUAAAGAGUGCUGCAGCAAAUUGCCCUAUGUCUAAUGAGACUUGGGUUCAAUGUGAUUCAUGUGGAAAGUGGAGGAAGCUUCCAGCUUCCAUUAAUACUCUGGGUGCUGCAUGGUUCUGUAGUAUGAAUACUGACCCCACACAUCAAAGUUGUAAAGAUCGUGAGGAGUUAUGGGACAAAUCUGCAUCUGUGACAGAAAUGCUUGGGUUUCACAAGAGAGCAACUUCUGGGGCAAAAGAUCAAAACAUUUCAUUUUUCAUUAGCGUUGUCAGGGAGCACUGUUCAGCAAUGAGCUCAAAAACGAAGAAAGCAUUGAUGUGGCUGGCUAAACUUCCUAUGGAUAGACUCUCUUUAAUGGAAACUGUUGGAUUGGCGAGCCCAGUUCUAGGAUCUGGUGCUGGAGAUGCUAUUGCUUUCCAUAAAAUCUUUCAAGCAUUUGGUCUUGUAAAGAGGAUAGUGAAGAAUGUUACUAGGUGGUAUUACCCUCCUAAUCUUGACAGCUUGAUAUUCGAUUUGGGUGCUCUCAGACUUGCUCUCUGUGAACCACUCGAUUCCGUGAGGUUAUACCUGUCGAAAGCAACUCUUAUCGUUGUUCCAGCAAACCUUGUAGAUCAUUGGAGAAAUCAAAUCCAGAAACAUGUCAAACCUGGGCAGCUGCGGGUCUGCAUUUGGACAGAUCAUAAAAGGCCUCCUGCCCACAUUUUGGCUUGGGAUUAUGAUGUUGUUAUUACAACAUUUAGCCGUUUAAGUGCUGAGUGGGGCCCAAAUAAACAAAGCCCUCUGAUGCAGGUACAUUGGCUCAGGGUUAUAUUAGAUGAAGGACACACUCUCGGAUCUAGCCUGAAUCUAACAAACAAACUGCAGAUGGCAAUUUCCGUAAUGGCUUCCACUCGUUGGUUGUUAACAGGAACGCCAACAUCUAACAUGCCUAAUAGUCAGCUCUCGCAUCUCCAGCCAAUGCUUAAGUUCCUACAUGAGGAAGUCUAUGGGCAAAAUCAGAAGUCAUGGGAAGCUGGUAUCCUUAGACCAUUUGAGGCAGAGCAGGAAGAAGGUCGCCUUCGUUUGUUAGAAUUGCUACGCAGAUGCUUGAUCAGUGCUAGGAAGAAAGACUUAAAGAAUAUUCCCCCUUGCAUGAAGCAAGUAAUCUUCCUCGACUUCAAUGAGGAACACGCUAGAAGUUAUAAUGAAUUGGUGGUUACUGUCCGACGGAACAUCUUGAUGGCUGACUGGAAUGAUCCAUCACAUGUUGAGAGUUUACUCAAUCCAAAGCAAUGGAAGUUUCGAACUGCAACUGUUAGAAAUGUCAGGCUGUCUUGUUGUGUUGCUGGACAUAUUAAAGUGAGUGAUGUUGGUGAGGAUAUUCAGGAAACAAUGGAUCUCUUAGUUGGAAGAGGUCUUGAUCCCAUUUCCGAGGAGUAUGCCUUGAUAAAGUAUUACCUUCAGUAUGGCGGCCAUUGUCUCAGAUGCAAAGAAUGGUGUCGUCUACCUGUCAUCACACCAUGUAGGCAUCUUCUGUGCCUUGGAUGUGUCGCUUUAGAUAGUGAAAGGUGUACUUCUCCAAGAUGUACUUAUUUAUAUGAGAUGCAAACUCCUGAGGUAUUAACCCGUCCAGAAAAUCCAAAUCCCAAAUGGCCGGUCCCUAAAGAUCUAAUUGAGUUGCAGCCGUCAUAUAAACAGGAUGACUGGGAUCCAGAUUGGCAAUCAACAUCAAGUAGUAAAGUAGCUUACUUAGUGCAGAGGCUGAAAGCUUUGCAACAGGCUAAUACGGACAGCAGGCUCUGUAUUCACAAUACUAGCGAUGAGUCUGAGAUGAGUAGUUCAACUGGAGUAGUGCAACAGGAAGAUGGCCAACAGAAUUCUACAGCUUAUAAGAUUAUCCAAGACAAAGUGAUUAUAUUUUCUCAAUUUCUAGAACAUAUACACGUCAUUGAACAGCAGCUGACAUUGGCUGGCAUCAAGUUCACUGGACUCUACAGCCCAAUGCAUUCUCACAACAAGGUGAAAUCACUGGCCACAUUCCAGAACGACGCGGACUGUAUGGCUCUUUUAAUGGAUGGAAGUGCUGCAUUAGGCCUCGACUUAAGCUUUGUCUCGCAUGUGUUUCUAAUGGAACCAAUCUGGGACAGGAGCAUGGAGCAACAGGUGAUCAGUCGGGCUCAUCGAAUGGGCGCCACUCGCCCGAUUCAUGUCGAAACUCUAGCAAUGCGUGGAACAAUCGAAGAGCAAAUGGUGGAGUUCCUUGAGGGCACUAAUAACUCGGAGGACAUAGAAGAAGAAAUUGAUAGGCCAAACCAGGAAGGCAGCCGACCUCAUCGUUCGCUCCAUGACUUUGCAGAGUGCAACUAUUUGGCAAGGCUGACAUUCGUCCGCACGGCGUCUGCCUGCUAAAUCUUGAAAGAAGCAAGCAGCCUUUGAUAUUCCUCACUGUAACAUAGAGACUAUAGAUGUAGUGAUUGCAGGUUUUGGGGAGUGAGAACCCAACGCUACCUAUUCCCUAUUCUGUUUGUUGUAAGAUCACAAAAAGGAAAUGGUGAGAGUAACGCAGCAUUCGGUGGCCGGAGCCCUCAAACUCUCCAAAGAAUAAAUCAAGACCAGACAGAAGAGGGUUGCAAUUAGUUUUUACAGGAGCAGGCAGAGCCUUCUUUCCCCGUGAUGAGGCAAAAUAUGAAGAAAUGACAGUUAGAAAGAGUGAGACUUUACUUGGCACUGUUGAUACUCUAGCCCUUCGAGCUGCCUACUAGCAUAUUUCUAGCUAUGGUGGUCAACUGCAUGAUCAUUGAUUUGGUGACCAUAGUUAGGAAGGCAAUUAGAUGCAUGAUCGUUGACCCAACCGCCUUUUGAAGUACUAUAAUUGAACCGA
Molecule: messenger RNA, 4766 nt
Organism: Linum tenue
Lineage: Eukaryota; Viridiplantae; Streptophyta; Magnoliopsida; Malpighiales; Linaceae
Source: the annotation of a GenBank genome assembly